CUUGUCCGCGGCACCCUGGGAGGCCAAACUCUGUGCGACGCUCCCCUGAGUGCCAGGACAAGCUCCCCAGACAGGGAGGGCCAUGGGCUGGUGCCCUUCAUCUGCCUUUGGUGUUUGUCCGGUGUCUAAUGACUGAUCCCCUGCAUCCUUUGCCUGGUGAUCAGUUACCUGUGUGCCACCUCUAGUGUCCAGUGAUGGCAGACCGGUGCCUGGUACCAGCCUAUGAGGCCUGCCGGACCCUGGGUGAAGACAAGGGCCCAGCAGGACCAGUCUCAGAGCCGGAGCUCCAGGAGGAACAACUCAGGCUGGAAGAAGAGAGGCUCAAGCUAGAGGUGGAGUCGUUAGAGGAGAGAGGCCCCAGGCCCACGGCCUCCGUUGUAAGGACCAGUCACGGUCCGAAGAGGAAGCCUGUCAACCCCCUGUCCCCCAGCUUUCCAGGGCCCAGCCACCAAGCCCAUCCUAGGGUUGAAGUGGAGACGCCACAGGGCCUGCCGUUGCAGAAGGAGGAGCCAGAAAGUAGCCAGAGUGAGCCCUUACCAUCUGCCAAACAGCACAAAAAAGCCAAGAAGCGCAAGAGUCUGGGGGCUCCAGUGCUCCCAGCAAUGACCAGCACAGUGUCUGCACCUUCAGAGACGUUGGGGCUGGAGCGAAAGGCCCAGCGCCUGCGGCCCCUGUACCAGUACAUCAACUAUUGCAAUCCCGAGCUGAAUCAGGCAGGGGAGGGGGACAGGGAGGCUGAGGCAGAGCUGGAGCCUGAGUUGGAGCUGGCCCUGAUCCCCGAGGAAGCAGGUGUGGAGCAACUGCAGGCCUUGCUGCCCGUGGCAGGUGAGCUGGCCUCAGGCCUCACUUUGCCUUGCCGCAGUACAUUUGUGUCUUCCACCCAUGCUCUGGUUCCCCUGGGAGAGGAGGUUGGAGAGGAGCCCGGUUGUUUGCCCAGCUUGGGGGUCAGCAGCCGCCUCAAGGCUGAGGUGGAUAAAUCAACCCAGGUGGACAUCAACAAGAUGCUGAGUGUUUGCGCCGCCCCACUUGUACCUCCACUCUCCCCUCAGUACAAGUGACU
This is a messenger RNA of Nyctereutes procyonoides (raccoon dog), 1060 nucleotides long. It is a transcript of the gene CUNH16orf86, whose product is annotated as chromosome unknown C16orf86 homolog. Lineage: Eukaryota; Metazoa; Chordata; Mammalia; Carnivora; Canidae. The transcript has 3 exons. Bases 195 to 1058 code for a protein of 287 amino acids. The record is from RefSeq and is a predicted model, not a curated record.